Macrosiphum euphorbiae (potato aphid) is the source of this 1140-nucleotide messenger RNA. Lineage: Eukaryota; Metazoa; Arthropoda; Insecta; Hemiptera; Aphididae. The record is from the annotation of a GenBank genome assembly.
AUGUGUACGUUCCUGGAUAUAACGGGGGUGUUCGACAACGUAAGCUGGACCCCGCUGCUUAGCCAGCUGGGGAAAAUUGGUGCCUCACUGAACACGACCCGAAUGACUGAGUCAUACUUGAAGAAUAGAUUUGCCCAACUGACGUUGAAAAAGGCAAAACAUGAAAAGAAGAUGGAGAGAGGCUGCCCUCAGGGAUCACAGCUAGGGCCUACCCUAUGGAAAGUUGCAAUGUCUGAACUGCUAGCUCUGCCGCAAGAACCUAAUAUCAAGGUCAUCGCUUACGCAGAUGACAUCGCCCUCCUGGUUGGGGCAGCCAAGCAUGACACAGUUGUGGCGAGAACGGAAAAAUAUCUAGAUAAGAUAAAGAGUUGGGCCAGCACAUACAACCUGUCCUUCUCCCCGACAAAGACUCAGGUCAUGUCGAUCAAGGGUGGAGUCAAACCGGGUUAUGAAGUAGGGUUCGGCACGGAUGUGGCCGGCCCUAGAAUUACAGCUGAUGGUACUGUUAAAUACUUUGGAGUAAUCCUGGACCCAAGAGAGGGGUACUGGGGUCACGUAGAAUCUCUGACCGAAAAAUCGAAGAGCCUGUACAGCAGGCUUAGGAACCUAGCCUCAGCAAACUGGGGCAUUAGCCAACUGACAUCAAGAACAACAUAUAAAGGGGUGUUCCUGCCCAGAGUUACGUACGCAUCUGAAAUAUGGGCGGAAGGUGCCAAACUGAAAAAGUCGAUCAAAAAACUUGGCAGCAUACAGAGGCCACCACUGCUAGCAAUGACCGCAGCAUACAGGACAUCGUCGACCAACUGCCUUUCGGUAGUGGCAGGCGUGCUACCACUUGACCUAGAGGUAGAGAAAAGCGUCCUUCAAAAGCAGUUAAAGAGAGGGGGCAUAACCCAGGAUCAGUUCAAAGACCAUGAGUCAAUCAUAUUCGCCAAAUGGCAGGAAAGAUACGAGACCACAGACAAAGGUGAGUGGACAAAGACCAUGAUCCCUAGCGUGCGAGAGCGGUAUAAGUUGCCCAUGCCGCUAGAUCAUUAUACAACACAGCUGCUAACAGGGCAUGGGAACUUUAAGUCCAAGCUGUUUAAGUUCAAACUUGUGGCAUCGCCCAACUGGGUUCCACGUCAUUUGGUCCGGUAA